Messenger RNA from Aphis gossypii (cotton aphid), 986 nucleotides. RefSeq lists its product as uncharacterized. NCBI's taxonomy places the organism in Eukaryota, Metazoa, Arthropoda, Insecta, Hemiptera, Aphididae. The transcript is spliced from 6 exons. Bases 246 to 986 code for a protein of 246 amino acids. The record is from RefSeq and is a predicted model, not a curated record.
AUAAUCUAAUCUGUCCAACAUAAAAAUUCUUUUUUUAGAGGACACUAUAGGUACCCUAUAUAUUAGUUUAUUGAUUAAUGUACAUUUAUUGCUACAUAAUUAAAAUAAUUUGAAUUUGUACAGAAAAAAACAACUCUCAGGACAAACUAGUAGAUUUUAAUAACAUUUCAGAAUCUGAAAUUGAAGACAUAGUUGAUUCUGAUAAUGACCCAGAGUACCUUCCCAAACGUUCAGCAAAUGUUGAUAUGAGCCCAAUCAAAUCACCUGCAGUUAAUACAUUCAAUACACCAGUAAAAUCAACCAUUGUGUAUGAUAAUGUGCCUGAUAAAUCCCCAGAUAAUGUCAACAAUUACUACUUGAAAUCACCAAUCGGAAAAAUACUUGUUGAAAAAGAUGAUAUUUUGAGCAGUAAUCACCAAAAUCAUUUUAUUGGUACAUCAUCCCAGCCUGUUAUGAAUUCUUCUGUUGAUGAAACGAUGAAAACUUAUAAGCGAGCAUUAUUUAUGUCUGAGCCAUCAAAAAAAACUAUAAAAGAUACUGUUUUGAUUCCUGAAACAAACUCAACCACAAGACCCAGAAUUAACACAGACAAAGAAGAUCGUUAUUUAAUGCCACCAGCUGACUUUCAAAAGUUUGUUAUAACUUCAUUAACUAAAAUUAAAUAUGAUUUAACUGCAUUAAGUCACACUGUAAAUGCAUCAAACAUGAUUUUGGAGAGUGGAGUUUACAUUUACAAUUUAAGUAUUGAACAAAGCAUUUUUCCUGAUAACCUAAAAUUGGCAGUUGUUAAACCUUUAUUUAAAAGCGGAGAUAAAGCGUCUAUGACUAACUAUAGACCGAUAUCCAUGCUAAAUGCAAUUAGAGUUCAUCCAAAAUUUCAAAAUCUAAUUGAUAGAGAAUUUGAUGUACCACUAGCAACAUGGUUGGUUCAUGCUAAGUAUAGGAUGAUCAACAAAAAUAAUUAUAAUACUGCUACGAUGGAGUGA